Caretta caretta (loggerhead turtle) is the source of this 2172-nucleotide messenger RNA. It is a transcript of the gene HNF4A, whose product is annotated as hepatocyte nuclear factor 4 alpha. Gene Ontology annotation, molecular function: zinc ion binding; RNA polymerase II cis-regulatory region sequence-specific DNA binding; DNA-binding transcription factor activity. The record is from RefSeq and is a predicted model, not a curated record. Gene Ontology annotation, biological process: regulation of DNA-templated transcription. NCBI's taxonomy places the organism in Eukaryota, Metazoa, Chordata, Testudines, Cheloniidae.
CAGCAAAUCCUUUCAGAGAAAUAUUUGAAAUAAAAGACAACAGAUAGGGGACGCAGUGAAGGCAGCGGGAGGCUGAAGGGCCAAUAACCUCCAACGAGGGAAUUGCUGCAAUCUGGCCCGUGUUUGCUGAUGAUAAUGCGUCUCUCCAAAGCCCUGAUAGACAUGGAGAUGGCAGAUUAUAGCGCAGCUUUGGACCCAGCUUACACCACUCUGGAGUUUGAGAACAUGCAGGUGCUGGCCAUGGGCAACGACACGUCUCCAUCAGACGCGACAAAUCUCAACGCCACCAAUAGCAUUGGGGUGAGCGCGCUGUGCUCCAUCUGCGGGGACCGUGCCACGGGGAAGCACUAUGGGGCCUCCAGCUGUGAUGGCUGCAAAGGCUUCUUCAGGAGGAGCGUCAGGAAGAACCACAUGUACUCUUGCAGGUUUAACAGGCAGUGUGUUGUAGAUAAGGACAAAAGAAACCAGUGUCGAUACUGCAGGCUAAAGAAGUGCUUUCGAGCAGGGAUGAAGAAAGAAGCUGUACAAAACGAACGUGAUCGAAUCAGCACCCGGCGAUCCAGUUAUGAAGACAGCAGCUUGCCUUCCAUCAACGUCUUACUGCAGGCAGAAGUCCUUGCACAACAGAUAUCAUCCCCAAUUUCUGUGAUCAACGGAGACAUCCGAGGGAAGAAGAUUGCGAACAUAACAGAUGUGUGUGAAUCCAUGAAGCAGCAGUUGCUGGUGCUGGUGGAGUGGGCCAAGUACAUCCCGGCCUUCUGUGAGCUUCCCUUAGAUGAUCAGGUGGCACUGCUGAGGGCACAUGCAGGAGAACACCUGCUCCUGGGAGCUGCUAAGAGGUCCAUGGUGUUCAAAGACAUCUUGCUAUUAGGAAAUGACCACAUAAUCCCCCGGAACUGCCCUGAGCUGGUGGAGGUGAUCCGUGUGGCCGUCCGAAUCCUCGAUGAGCUGGUCCUGCCAUUCCAGGAGCUGCAGAUUGAUGACAAUGAAUAUGCCUGCUUGAAAGCCAUCAUCUUUUUUGACCCAGAUGCCAAAGGGCUGAGCGACCCCACCAAGAUCAAGCGGAUGCGGUACCAGGUGCAGGUCAGCCUGGAGGAUUACAUCAACGACCGGCAGUAUGACUCACGGGGCCGCUUUGGCGAGCUGCUGCUCCUGCUGCCCACCCUGCAGAGCAUCACCUGGCAGAUGAUUGAGCAGAUUCAGUUUGUCAAACUCUUUGGCAUGGCCAAGAUUGACAACCUGCUGCAGGAGAUGCUGCUAGGGGGCUCGUCAAGUGAAACGCCUCAUGCUCACCACCCUCUGCACCCGCAUCUGAUCCAGGAGAAUCUGGGGACGAACGUCAUAGUAGCGAACACGAUGCCCGCUCAGAUGCACAAUGGGCAGAUGUCCACUCCGGAAACACCUCAGCCUUCCCCCCCUGCAGGCUCAGGAUCUGAGCAAUACAAACUACUCCCUGGGGCCAUCGCUACUGUAGCAAAACAGCCAGCCUCAAUCCCACAACCCACCAUCACAAAACAAGAAGUCAUCUAGCAUCUCCCAGAAGGAAACCAGCCUGUUUUAGAAAGACUGUAUAGAGGAAAACAGACUGACUGUCCCAGUGAAGACGGACGCUAUCGGUGGAUUCACAGGCACAAACGCAUCGGCUUGUUUAUUGGAAUAAAACCAAAGGCUGUCUUUGUGCAGCUAGGGAGAGCACAUGCCAUGGUCCAGCUGAGAGUUACAUAUCUGGGAGUUAAACAUAGUGAAAUCAUUAGUCCUAAUAUGAAGGGCCAGAACCGAAACUCAUGCCGGCUGGUGACUCUUUUGAGAUUUGCAUUGACUGGCUGUGAGGUUGCGCCUGGCCAUUUCUUUACUGCCUCGGAGUGGGUUCAAAGCAAACCAGACACUACUGAAAAGAAAGGACUUGUCUAAUACAGACGUUGAAUUUGAAGGAAGGGCGGAGAUGUCUGCUGCUGUCUUUAACGCUUCUCAGAAUAGUCCCAAGUUUCAGCCGAUGUUAAAUUCUCUGGAACGCAUCAUUCCGGGGGUGGGGGUAUCAUAACCCCUUGUGAUAAUAUUUAGCCAAAGUCUGGUCCACAUGGUGAGUGAGUUGGGCUGGGAAAUCACUGGUGCUUCUGGAUUCCCUGCCAUUUCAGACUUUCCGUAUGUUGGGGUGCUGCUGGGGUUCCUUAU